Spodoptera littoralis (African cotton leafworm) is the source of this 6922-nucleotide messenger RNA. NCBI's taxonomy places the organism in Eukaryota, Metazoa, Arthropoda, Insecta, Lepidoptera, Noctuidae. The record is from the annotation of a GenBank genome assembly.
AUGGCACCUAAAAAACAAAAAGUAGCUCCCGAGCCACCGGAUGAAAACGCUUGGAAAACGGUCAUUCAAGAAGCACCGAUAGAUGAAGAAAAUUUUGCGGUUAAAGUAAUAAUACUUGAAUCUGCUGGUAGUGAACAAGAACGGAUUUAUCUCAAUAAAUUUGAAACAUUUGCCGCUGAAGAAAAACGUUUUGUUAUCAAAAACAUUUGUAAAAGUGAGACAAUAUUUAUGAUAAAUCAACUAGGUGCGGAGAAAAAAGUUAAAGAUGAAAAUCUUAGAAUUUUCGAAGAAGCUCAGUCGUAUCUAAAAGAUAGGAAAGAUAUUCCAGCAGAUGUAUUAUCUUUAGUAAUUAAACAUCUUAUAAUGAAAAUGAAAGACGAGUACCUCUAUAUUCAACGUCAGAAACUUGAAGUUAAAUUUGGUAUGCAAAAAGAAUCUAUCACUAUGCUUGAUCAAGGAGAAGUGAAGGGUACUGCAACUUCAAGAACACGCCUGGACGCCAGUCAUAGUAAGAGUCGAAUGAAGGAAGGCGACGGAGACGGUCGUCCGGACAACAAAAAAUACAAAACCCAACUUAGAGUGAGGGGUGAGGAAUGGAGAGAUAAAGUAUACGUCGACGACUAUCCUACCGACGGACCCAAUAUUUAUGUCGCUGUAACAGGUUUUGUAGACCCUUACCUACCAUCAUGUUUAGUUAAAGCUAACAUACCAUUGACAGCAAUAGUGCAAAUAAGAAUAGAUCCAUCGACCACUUCGAUACCAUCUAGUUUAUUACGAACCACAAAAAGAGGUCAAAGUCAAACAGAAUUAUUAACUGAAAAAUCUAUGAAAUUUUGGGAAGAUUUACAGUUAUUGCGAAUACGAAGAGAGACUGUUGACGAUUUUAAGGAAACUGCUUUUAUUGUAUUUUCUCCUCCGUAUUGGAAUUCAGAAAAUCUGUCUGGGAAUCCCGAUAAAAUAUAUGACGAACUGUGUUAUCUUAUGUACGACAUUCAGGAUUUGUCUAGGCAACAUGUUCAUUAUAAAGAAAACAUGCACAUUAUUAAUAUACCUAAUGAUGUUGGCAAUUCACAUCUCAACAGACAAUAUGAAAAACAAAUAGCUGACCUUCCUCUGGAAUGUGUAACCAUGUAUUCAUUCUUAGAUGUUCUUCUUCAAACAGCAUGCAACGCUCAAGAUUAUGAUGAUGAGACUAGUAGAAGUUCAUUAUCAACAGCUGCUACUAUAAAUCCCUUACCUUACUAUCAUCACAAAAAUUUGACUGAAGAACAUAAGCUUAACAUUUCUGAACAUCUGGUGAAGAAUCUUUUUAAUACAUUAUGUAAUACGGAGGCUACUAAAAAAACGUACCGCCUAACGUACGGAGAAGAAUAUGAAGAUCAUAAAGAUCCUAUUGUGAUCGAUUAUGGGGAUUUUGUUAAAUAUAAUACGUUUCAAUUAGGAAAUAUAAAUUUAGAUAACAUCGUCUACUCCUCCUUGCUUGGUAUGCCUACAAAUAAUUUAUGGAAGAAUCAAAGUCGACCAGAUGGUGAACUCGAGGCCAAAGUUAAUUUUCAUGUAAAUGUUUUAUUGUCAUGUUUUGAAAGAGAGGACGUUGAAACCGCUGAGUUGAAUAGACUGCUUAAUAUUUUAGCUUGCCGCAAAUUGUAUAAUCAUCGAAGUUCAUUAAAGAAGCGGCAUUUACCAACGACCUCUAUAACAGAGUUUAAGAAAACUUAUUUAAAGCGUAGUCUUGUUGCUGAACCUCUUCCUGCAUGCCCUUCUUUAGCUGGUAGUGGCCAAAAUCUAUCUCCAUCUUUUCCGUCUAUGACAAAGAGUGAAAAUGAUUAUGAAUGCGCAUAUUCCCCAGAAGACCCUGAUCCCGAAAUCCGUCGAUUGAAACACCUUUUCGAUUGUCCAGAUAUAAGUGGCUUAGUCACAGCUGCUGAAAUCGAAAAUAAUCAACCUAUCUCCAAGCACAACAUUAUAGACGAUUAUGACUUUUUUGAAGAUCUUUCUGGAACCUGUGCUUUUCAAAUUUUACGUGAUGCAUUUAAUAAAUUCAACUGUGUUGACUACAAACAUUGUGAGGUCACUGAUUGUUUUAUACUCAUGUUUUUCAAUAGUCACGACAAAGAAGGUAUAGCACGUGAGGAGUGGCGAUGUCAUUUAACAACACCUCUUUGCUUGCAAGAUUUUUUUGAUUUCAUUUUAGAAGAGCAUUAUGACUGGAUACAAAACGAAGAGAAAAUUUACGAUGAAAAUCUUUUAUCCCAGGUUAAUUCAGAAUCUAAAGAUGUUAUUGAUCCUCAUGCAUCACAAACUUGUCUAGAAACUACUGAUGUCGAAACAGAAUUGCUAAUGGACGGUUCCAUAAAACAUGACACACUUAAAAAAGAACGUAUUCUCCGAGAUGCAGACCCAACAAAUAAUUCAUUUCAAAAAUCGAGGUCACAGCUUUCCAUUGAUUUACUUUCAAAAAGUAGUAAAAAAUUUAGAACAUCUACCUCACAACCAACGGUUGGACAAGGAAUCGCAGAAUUUCAAGACUCCAUUGAUACGAGCAUACCUACAAAACCUUUCUUAGGUUACGACUUGGGAGAUAGAAGAGUCGAAGUUUUUGGAAAAGACGCUGUAUUUUUUUCCAAAGAUGGUACUAAAGUGACAAGUUUUUAUACUUUGCUUAUACCAUAUAACUUGGAAUACAUAGUCCUAAACAUUUUACCUGGAAAUAGUUACAAUGAAUUUUGGUUACAUAAAGCUUUAGGUGAGUAUGUUCCACCAAGUAUCAAAGAUGCUUGUGACUCGUUUAGAAUUACAAGUAAGGAUCAAGUUAUGAUGUAUUUUAAAAAGCAAUUGUAUAGUGUGCCAAUAAUGCCAGAUAUUAAUAAUGAAAACACGCCACCUACUGAGAAAAAAAGGUCAGGAGUUGAUAAAGAGAGCUCUGCUAUAGUACAGUUGUAUGAAACUAAACAAUACCACUCUCUUUAUGUUACUUGGCCUAACGGUUUGGUUACAGAAACAGUAUAUCUGGAAAAUUCAUCUAUACUUUCACAUAUCAAACUAUAUCAUACUUGCCGAAUGCCACAUCUUGAUGAGGAAAUGCGAUGUAUUAGUUUAAACGGUGAAGUAAUUAUUUUUAAAGAAUCUGGUGUAAUUGAAAUUCUUAGGCCAGAUGGAACUUAUAUUAAAUUAACAAAUUAUUAUAAAAGAGUGGUCCCUCCUCCUGACCAGGAAGUGAAAGAUACUCCUUCGGAGAAGGGUAAGAGAAAAAGUAAGGGAAGAAUAAGCAAAGCAUCAUCAAAAUCUACCAGCAGUCGGGUAAAAGUAUCGCAGGAUGAUAAUAAACCAUUGGACGAUAAACCACCGGAAUAUGAAAUUGUAAUUAACGAUUUUGAAAUCAUAGAAACCACAGGUUUGAGGCAAAAGUGGAUAAAUAAUGUUUCUUAUAACAUAGAAAAAUUGCUUAUUCGUACGGCUUCCGAUUACUGCUUGGGAGAAGUUUUUUCCAGACGCAUGGAUGGAACAAAUAUUUUAGUAAAUAAAGAAGGCAUGCAAAUUGUUACAUUUCCUGACAAAACAAGAAUAAUUUCCUAUUACGAAAUUGAUGAUGAAGAAGUCUACCCAGAAUGGACAGAUGUGGAAAUGGAAUACUUUGAAAUGUUUGAUCCUGAUACGAUCGAAGACGGCAGGUCUAAACUAUCAGUUUCGCAAAAAAGUUAUACAGGUGCUGCGUACACAUGCGAAAGCAGUGCCUCAACGUUUUCAAAAAAAUUAGAGGAGGAAGAGUCGAAAUAUAAGAAACGAACAGAUGGUUACGUUUUGGUGCAUAUUGUAUAUUCAAUAGAACAUCAAAAUUUUAGUACAAUCACAAUAAAUAAUGUUACUGGCAAGGUAUCUGUGGACUCACCGAAUGAAACAACUGUGGUGGUAGACAAAAACAACAACUACGAGAUAAAAUUAGAUAAUGGAACAUCGGCUAGUUUUAAUGGAGAAUUUUUAAACAUAUCUUACGAGGCGUGUUCUGAAUGUAGUGCUUUCACACACUGCAACGUAAAAAUAAUGAAUAAACCUGAAGACGAUGCAAUAAAUGACGAAUUAAUAAAAGUUGAACCAAAUUGGCUCAAAAUGACAGAUUCUUUUAAGGUACAAAUCGUAGUAAAUGAAGAAGGUGCUAUUAGCAUCUCAGAAGAAUCGACGGCUUCCGAGGACGAACGAGCGGAGAAUUUACUUAAUGAAGAGGAAAGGACAAAAGCACCAAAUGACACCGAAGAAAAAGAGCCUGACGUGAAAUCUGAGAGUUCCGUCGUUUCUCAUGGAAAGUGCAGAGAGAUGUACUUAGCGAAAAAAUUCAGAUUUUUUAUCCUGAAACGUGAACUACAUUGUGCAGAGCUUCUCCAUAGAGCAUUACUGGAUGAAUACAAGCGUUCUUGUCGAUGGAAGCCUUGGUGUUCUAUCAAUUAUUACGAUACAUUUGGAGAUCAUAGAAACCUUGUGUCGAUUCUAACUCCGGUCCAUCGGACGGAAACGGAGAAAUGGUUGAUGGAAUCGAAAUUGGCUAACAAACCCAAGUUUCUCCAAUACAAAGACCUGAAAAAAGAUUCUGGAAAAGGGUUUUACCACUGGAUGAGACCUUACGAUAGAUUUGUCGCUGAGCCUACAAGGCCAUGCAAUGUUUUGCCAGAGCGUCUCCCUAGAGCCUUUAUCCUUAGGACUUUAGAACAAGAAUGGAAUGAGACACAAAGGGAGGAACUAGGAGGAGCAAAGGAGUUGAUCAGGGCUGUGCUCCGGUACCGAUGUAUUAUGGAGUCUGACAGCGAGACCAUCCUGAGCGUCCCUAUUAUAGACUCCAGAGCUGAAGACGAGCGAAAAAUUGAUGACAUUAUACAAGCCCUUGCACAUAAGAUAUACGAAGAUCUAAAGGUUACAAUGUCUGACGAAAUUCAGAGACGAUCUCGACCUUCCAUUACGACGAAACCAGCUCCAGAACCCGAAGACUUGUCUGCUGAACUUGAAGAAUUGGAAGACGAUGAAGCAAAGCAACUAGAAGAAGAACGGGAAAGUUCUCUGAGAGAGGUUGAAGAAGCAGAGCAUAUGAGCCCCUGCCUGGAAAGAUAUUGGCGUCGCCGCAACGAGGAGUACAAAGAGGAACAAUUUUAUAUGUACCUUCUCCGAGAAAGCAGUGUUCCGCCAUACUUUAAAAAUGUUCUUGGCGGUGCUAUUUGGUGGGACGUGAACAACGCGACCGGAGAUGCAGUCUGCAUAGCUGAACGGCGCAAGAUGAAGUGUGUUUGUGCUGUCGAAGAAGAAACUACUACUGCCAGUGACAUUGUAAAUCCUUUCAUGUAGACAUGCCAUGUUUUUUGGGGUUCAUCACCAUUAACAAACGAUUCUUGAGAGUCCACCACUAAACUAUCGAUAUUGAUCUUGGAUAUCUCUACGUUGGGGUUGGGGAAGCGAGUUGGAGAUCGCAGUUUAAAAGGAUUACGGUUACCAUAGAACGCUACUGCCCAGCCUCCGUUGAGUAAUUUCGUUGUCCUGAGCGUACGGCGCGUCGCGUUCCGCGCGCGCCUCAAAGAGCCAUCAGACCACCACAGAUGGAGCCCAACAGGGCUAAUGCCGAUACGGAGCCGCGGAAGACUUAACGGGUUGCCGGGGUUCCGGCUCGAAGUGCAGAAGUAGGAACGGGGUUAUUGGAUGAUUACCCCACUCAAAAAAAAAACGUAGGCCCUUGUUGUUUUUUGUUUAUUUUCUAAUUAAUUUCGUUGCGGGAUCCAAGACAGUUAUUCAUGUCCCUGAGGUGCACCGGACUUCAGUGUUCUGAUGAUUUCAUGGCUUUAUUUACUGAAGAUGGCUUACGGGAGUUGCAGCGGUUUUGGGAAGUUGCGGCGGGCUUGUCCCAUUCAAAUAAGUCCCUUGUUCGACUCUUAGCUACGAGUCACCAACGGAAAGAGCUGAGGUGGUUGGUGAUAUGUUUGUACUCUUCUAAGUAGGGUGUUUUGAAGUUUUAGUGAUCUGUUUUCUAAGCAUUAAGUGCUGUUUUAGUUUUCACUGUUUAUUUUCCUCAUUAAGCUUCUUAAGUGUUUCUGAGCGUCGAAACUUGAUUAAGAACUUAAUUUGUUUGAUUGUGUCAAAAUAUACUUGGGUAUUUCGUUUUCCAUUAAUCCUUAUUGACAAUAGUGUUUAGGGAAGUCCCAUUAUUUGUUAUUUUUUUCUUUUUCAAUGGCGUAUGUUUGCUCACACUCUGUUCUUUUAUACCUUGCCCGAGUGUUGUUUGUUUCAAAUGUGGAUUGAAGUAGGACAGUACCUAUGUCUAAUGACAAUGGUGAUGAAUGACAUGAUAAGUACAAUUACUUACUUUCCACGUUAGGUAAGUGUAGUGUGGACCCUGAAGAGCUUUAGUUUUGGUACUUUAGUUGACUGUGAUUUAUAUUUAUCGCCUAUUUUAGAGGUAACUGAUGUCUUCUGACUUAUUACAUGGGCUGAAAAUUCUUGGCCUUAUACUGAAAAUACAAAAAGGUUGUGUGACUGUGAUCCACAAAUUGUUGUUCUGCGUUUUAACGUCAUGUGUGUAAACUUGUAUUUUUGUGACACUGAUUUUGAACAAGUUUUUCUCAAAGUCUUAUGCAACAUAAAACCAACACAUAACUAUUUCUUUUCUUAACUUUACGAUAUCAGGCAAUUUAAGCUUAUGAACUUCACUUCUCAAUCAUUCAAAAUUAUUUCGUGGGCUCUUGUGAUGAUUUCUUGUACCUAUUACCGCUUCAUUGCGACCGUCUGUCCUCAUAUCACCAAAAAAAGAAGUGCAAUGCAAUAAAAAGUGCCAUUUUCGUAGGAGGCACAGAUCUUUCCAGCCCGUGUGAUAAAAACAGUGACAUUGGAUAAUUUUGUUUCUUGAAAUAUGUAUUAAAAAAAUAAAGAUCUAAUUAAGACAUUUUACUAA